UGCUGGGCCUAUAAAUUGGGACCACUCCGACUCAACAUCACUUGACCUGAAGCCACCAGACAGCCUCAGCAUCUCCAGCCACAGCAUCUCAACCAUAGACUUAACCAUGAGCAGGAACUACAUGUCCAAGUACGAUGAGCUCCGCAAGGGAGACCAUCUCUGGUCCAACAACCACGAAUGGAAGGCUGUUUUCCAGGAGGACGGCAACUUUGUGAUCUACGGCUGGAGGCAGAUGUGGUCGUCUGACACCUCCGGCCAGAGGGAGGCCCACCGCCUCUGCAUGCAGGACGACUGCAACUUGGUCAUGUACAAGCGUGGCGACAACAAGAUGAUGUGGCAGACCAAGAGCCAGGCGUCUGGCGGCUUCAAGAUGUGCCGCAUGUACCUGCGCAACGACGGCAACCUGGUGAUUGAGAGGGAUGGGGAGGAGGUGUGGAACUCCUCCCAGUCCAAGGGUUUCAAGCAAUAGUAUAGACGUCAGUGGUUUCAAGUGAGAAGGGUGCCCUCGGUUGCAGGGUAUUGGCACAAAUAACGUUGCACUUUUUUUGCAGUCAGAUGCAAAGCCUGUUGAAUCAUAUUCAAUAAAAAUCACAUUGCAGACAA
This is a messenger RNA of Engraulis encrasicolus (European anchovy), 603 nucleotides long. Its product is annotated as B-type lectin plumieribetin-like. The record is from RefSeq and is a predicted model, not a curated record. The transcript has 3 exons. Lineage: Eukaryota; Metazoa; Chordata; Actinopteri; Clupeiformes; Engraulidae. The coding region runs from base 107 to 469 and encodes 120 amino acids.